This is a messenger RNA of Rhineura floridana, 3217 nucleotides long. It is a transcript of the gene SLC12A3, whose product is annotated as solute carrier family 12 member 3. Gene Ontology annotation, cellular component: membrane. Gene Ontology annotation, biological process: sodium ion homeostasis; potassium ion import across plasma membrane; chloride transmembrane transport. Lineage: Eukaryota; Metazoa; Chordata; Lepidosauria; Squamata; Rhineuridae. Gene Ontology annotation, molecular function: sodium:potassium:chloride symporter activity. Bases 1 to 3102 code for a protein of 1033 amino acids. The record is from RefSeq and is a predicted model, not a curated record. The transcript is spliced from 27 exons.
AUGGCCGAACUGCAGGUGACAGAACGAACUGUCGAUCCAGCAAACUCCAAUGGCAGGUUCACCAUCAGCACCCUGAUCAGCACCGAGGACAGCGGCAGGACUCAUUAUGGCCAGACCGAUACCGUUGCGUAUGACUCUGCCCAAGCCAGUCACCUCACCCACAACACCACUUUCUACAUGCGGACCUUUGGCUACAAUACCAUUGAUGUUGUGCCCACUUACGAAAACUACGCCAACACGAGGAUCUCCGGUGAAGCCAAGAAGACCAGACCCACCUUAUCGGAUCUGCACUCGUUCCUCAAGGAAGGUAGCCAUCUUCACCCGCCAGUGUAUGAACCCCAUCGAAGUCAUAGCUUUUCUGAAGGAGGGACAGAGGAAGAGGCCAGCGAGGGGGCUGCGAAGACUCAAGGAGAGCCUGUCCGAUUUGGAUGGGUUAAGGGGGUGAUGAUCCGUUGCAUGCUUAAUAUCUGGGGUGUGAUUCUGUACCUGCGGCUGCCUUGGAUCACUGCACAAGCAGGAAUAGCACUGACUUGGGUAAUCAUACUUCUGUCUGUGACAGUGACCACCGUCACAGGGCUGUCCAUCUCAGCUAUCUCCACCAAUGGCAAAGUUAAAUCAGGUGGGACUUAUUUCCUUAUUUCAAGAAGCCUUGGACCGGAGCUGGGAGGCUCCAUUGGCCUCAUCUUUGCCUUUGCCAAUGCUGUGGCCGUGGCCAUGCACACAGUGGGCUUUGCAGAGACUGUGCGGGACCUGAUGCAGGAGCACAACUCUUCCAUGGUCGACCCCACAAACGACAUCCGCAUUAUUGGGGUCAUCACAGUGACUGUCCUGCUUGGCAUUUCUUUGGCUGGAAUGGAGUGGGAAGCCAAGGCACAGGUACUUUUCUUCCUCGUCAUCAUGGUCUCCUUUGUAAACUACAUUGUGGGAACAAUCAUUCCAGCUACUGAGGAGAAGCAAGCCAAAGGAUUCUUCGGCUACAGAGCUGAUAUUUUUGCACAGAACUUUGUGCCAAACUGGCGUGGUUCCGAUGGCAGUUUCUUUGGCUUGUUUUCCAUCUUUUUCCCAUCAGCCACUGGCAUCUUGGCAGGAGCCAACAUUUCAGGUGAUUUGAAGGAUCCUGCUGUAGCGAUUCCUAAAGGGACCCUCAUGGCUAUUUUCUGGACGACCGUGUCAUAUCUGGUUAUAUCUGCAACUAUUGGUGCGUGUGUGAUCCGAGAUGCAUCAGGAAAUGUGAACGAUACCAUCAUAACUGGUUCUGUGGGCUGUGAAGGACUUGCUUGUGGUUACGGCUGGAACUUCACUGAGUGUUCUCAGAGCCACAGCUGUCACUAUGGGCUCAUCAAUUUUUACCAGAGCAUGAGCAUGGUGUCUGGCUUCAUGCCACUAAUCACUGCUGGAAUCUUUGGGGCCACCCUCUCCUCUGCUUUGGCCUGUCUCGUCUCAGCACCCAAAGUCUUCCAGUGUCUUUGUAAGGACCAACUCUACCCUGUCAUUGGCUUUUUUGGGAAGGGGUAUGGAAAAAACAAUGAACCUAUCAGGGGUUACAUGCUGACAUACAUUAUUGCUGUUGGUUUCAUACUUAUUGCGGAACUGAAUGCCAUCGCCCCCAUCAUCUCCAACUUCUUCCUGUGCUCCUAUGCUCUCAUUAACUUCAGCUGUUUUCAUGCAUCCAUUACCAACUCCCCAGGUUGGAGGCCCUCAUUUAGGUAUUACAGCAAGUGGGCGGCUCUGUUUGGUGCCAUAGUGUCUGUCGUCAUCAUGUUCCUGCUGACCUGGUGGGCUGCCCUCAUCGCCAUUGGAAUUGUGGUUUUCUUGCUGGGAUACGUUCUCUACAAGAAGCCUGGGGUGAAUUGGGGCUCAUCUGUGCAAGCUGGUUCCUAUAACAUGGCCCUGAACUAUUCUGUGGGACUCAACAAGGUGGAUGAUCACAUUAAAAAUUACAGACCUCAGUGCCUGGUCCUGACUGGUCCUCCCAAUUUCCGCCCAGCGCUGGUGGAUUUUGUGGGCACUUUCACCAAAAACCUGAGCCUGAUGAUUUGUGGGAAUGUAUUGAUUGGGCCAGGCAAACAGAAAAUGUCGGAGUUCCAUCUUGCUUCUAGAGACCAUGUCAAGUGGCUGACCAAGCGGAAAAUCAAGGCUUUCUAUACAGAUGUCUUAGCUGAGGACUUGAGGACUGGAGUGCAGAUUCUUAUGCAGGCCUCAGGUCUUGGGAGAAUGAAACCCAAUGUCCUUGUGAUCGGGUUCAAGAAGAACUGGCAGGCAGCCCAUCCUCAGACAGUGGAGGAAUACAUUGGGAUUCUGCAUGAUGCUUUUGACUUCAAGUACGGUGUGUGCAUGAUGCGGAUGAAGGAGGGGCUCAACAUCUCCAGGCUCAUGCAGGCUCACAUUAACCCAGUGUUUGACCCAGCCGAAGACUCACAGAAGAACAGCGAGCAACCAGCUGUAAUCGGCACAAUGGAUCCUGACGCUCUAGUAGCAGAACAGCAAGCAAGCACCAUCUUCCAGAUGGCACAGGGCAAGAAAACCAUUGACAUCUAUUGGCUCUUUGAUGAUGGAGGCCUGACACUCCUCAUCCCAUACCUCCUUGGCCGCAAAAAGAGGUGGGGCAAAUGCAAGAUCCGGGUCUUUGUUGGCGGGCAGAUCAACAGGAUGGAUGAAGAACGGAAGGCGAUUAUCUCCUUGUUGGGCAAAUUCCGGCUUGGCUUCCACGAGAUCCACAUCCUUCCUGACAUUAACCAGAAACCCCGACCUGAACACGUGAAGAGAUUUGAUGACUUAAUCGCUCCCUUCAGACUGAACGAUGGCUUCAAAGAUGAGGUGGUGGUGAAUGAGAUGAGACACGGAUGCCCGUGGAAGAUUUCUGACGAGGAGGUCACAAAAAACAAAGCUAAGUCACUUCGACAAGUGAGGAUGAAUGAAAUCUUGCUCGAUUACUCACGGGAUGCAGCCCUCAUCUUCAUAACCCUGCCUAUAGGCAGAAAGGGGAGAUGUCCCAGUAGCCUCUAUAUGGCCUGGUUGGAAACCCUCUCACAGGACCUGAGACCUCCCGUUAUCCUGGCCAGGGGCAAUCAGGAAAACGUCUUGACCUUUUACUGCCAAUGAUACUUGGACAUCUGGACACUGGAGCAAGAUGAAGGAAUUUGAGGCCAGCUUUUGCUUUUAGGACCAUGCCUGCCGGAUGUUCAAUUUCUGCUGGUGGAAGUCCGACAAUAAAAGA